Plasmodium coatneyi is the source of this 2259-nucleotide messenger RNA. RefSeq lists its product as uncharacterized. Gene Ontology annotation, molecular function: transmembrane transporter activity. Gene Ontology annotation, cellular component: membrane. The transcript has 10 exons. The record is from RefSeq and is a predicted model, not a curated record. Bases 1 to 2259 code for a protein of 752 amino acids. Gene Ontology annotation, biological process: transmembrane transport. Lineage: Eukaryota; Apicomplexa; Aconoidasida; Haemosporida; Plasmodiidae.
AUGAACCACACUGACGCGGCGAGCAGGGGGGAGUACGAGGCCCUGGUGGAAGGGGUAGACCCGAUGGGCAGUAGAAGAAUAGACGCACACGAGUUGAGCAACAUUUACGGAAAUGACAUCACGUCUGGCAGGGUAAACAUGGGGGAAAGCCCAACUGAGCAAGUACCACUAGGCACGCCCCUAACAUACAUGGUUGGAAAUGGAGGCGAACAUAUUGUAGGAAGUCAUCUGGAAGGACGUCACACAAAAUAUGACCACGCUCAGGGGAGUAGAAGAACGCACACAGAUCAUAAAUACACUGCGUACUUUUUUGCCUACAUGUUAGUCCUCUCCAUCUGUAUGAUUUGUUACCUCUACCAUGGAGACUAUGCGCGCAUUUUAUAUGGGACCAACUACAAUGGGAAAAUCUGUGGAAAGGAUAUGAAGAAGCACUCAUAUUUGUACUUUCCCUUGUCUCCUAAAUUGUCCAAAAUGGAAAUACUGAGCAAAUAUGGGAAGUGUUUGGAGUCUUGUCCCACAUCGGAUGAGGCGAAUAAAAUGAAGAAGGAAAAAGAUGGAGAAAGGACAAACCGUAGUGACAAUGCAGAGAUGAAAGAAAAGGCACCUUAUCUUGAUAACCCUCUUUUUAACACGUCAUCCUCAUCGUACACUUCCCUUUUUGUAAAAAAAAAACCAAAACAAAUUAUAGACAAACAGGGAAACAAAGCAACCAACGUGGUAUACAGCGAUUACACAAAAAGUACCAACAACAAUUUGUACGUAGAAUAUUCUCUGAUUUCCCCCUAUUAUGAUACGAUUAAUAUUAUGAACAUAUGCUAUCCAUUGGAUAAGGGGUUACGAGAGAAGGUGGUAAAUGUAAUAUUUACAGAUAGGUACAAGGUGUUUGUUAAUUUAUUUUCCUUUAACAAUUCGUUCGUUUAUAUAUUUGUUUUUAUUGUUCUUUCUCUUUUUUUGUGUGUUCUUUACUUGUGUUGUAUGUAUUACUUGUCUUCCCUCAGUCUACAUUUAGCGCUGUUUCUUUUCAGCUUUUCCAUGUUAUUUUAUCCAGUAUACUUUAUUCACAAGCAUUUGUUUCUCCUGUUUCAUCCCAUUAAGGGAGCCUUUUUUUCGUAUCACUACUUAGUGUCAAUUUUUGUGUGCUUUGGUUUGCUAGCUCAUGGAGUUAUCUUCCUCUUCGUCUUGUACUUGUACAGAAAUACAUAUAAGUACACACACAGGUUAAUUACCAUCACUUUGGACUUCGUCAGUAGUAUGUCCAAUUUGCUUUACUCGCCUUGCAUCGUUUCGGCGGCUUCGCUUGCCUGGUUUUUUCUCUGGAUGUAUGGAUACAUUUAUGUGAUGACUGCCGGGACGCUUCACGAGCAGAGGCUAAACUUGGAACUGGACUCGAAUGGAAACAGCGAGAUUGUAUCCCUGCAGAAGGUCUUCCACUACUUCAGGAGCUCGUAUAUCUUUUCCAUAUUCUGGAUAUACACCUACUUCUUCGUGUGUGAAAUCCUGCAGUCCCUCAACCAGUUCACCAUAAGUUAUUUAGGGGCCGUCUGGUACUUCUGUGACAAGGAUAGCGUCAACUACAAGCUCAGCGCCCAAGCGACUAUGAAGACAAUACUGAAUUACCACUUGGGCAGUUUGAUCCUAUCGAGCUUUAUCAACCUAUGGACAAAGUACCUGCGUGUGCUGUUCUUUUGGGCGAACAGCACUCUGUCCCUUCCCUUCUUCGAUAGCGAGUCGAUUUACAAGUUGAAGGAGCGGUUCGCUCUCUUCUUAAGACCCAUUUCGCAUUUAAUUGACACGCACACGAUGGCUGCAUAUUGCGAGAUUUCCAUGACGUCGUACCCAUACCGACUCGCCUGCAGCACGUCGUCCAAAAAGUUAAUAAACUCGACUUCGCCAGCGGCAUCCUUGCAUGGGAUAACCUACAUUGUUAACAUCCUAUUCCCGUGUCUGACAACCCUAGGGGUGACAUUUCUCUCAUUCACCAUUUUCAACAACUUUGACCGAUACGGCAAUUUGCUCUCCCCCAGUUUUGUCCCCAACCCGUUUUUUGCGGCACUCACGAUUGGAGUGCUGUGCGGGAUGAUAACCUCCCACUUCAUCACCACGGUGUCUACCCUCACGGAUACCAUCCUCUACUGCUUUAUAUGCGAGUGCUACCAGAAGCAGAUGAUCGAUGAGAACCCACUGAGGACAGUAUUCACUCCGCCCCUCUUGAAGGAGUUAAUUCUGGAGAUAUAUCAAGAGUAUAGCGCUCGUCCGUGA